Messenger RNA from Erythranthe guttata (spotted monkey flower), 705 nucleotides. RefSeq lists its product as uncharacterized. The record is from RefSeq and is a predicted model, not a curated record. Gene Ontology annotation, cellular component: ribosome. Gene Ontology annotation, molecular function: structural constituent of ribosome. Lineage: Eukaryota; Viridiplantae; Streptophyta; Magnoliopsida; Lamiales; Phrymaceae. Gene Ontology annotation, biological process: translation.
AUGAGGGUUUUUGCUGGGGUUUGAAGAUUUUGCGAAGAGGAAAAUUCGUCGGAGAAAAAAAAAAAUCAGGAUGAAGCCGGUGGUGGGGAUGGUGGUGUCGAACAAAAUGCAGAAAUCGGUGGUGGUGGCGGUGGACCGCCUCUUCCACCACAAGCUCUACAACCGCUACGUCAAGCGAACCUCCAAAUUCAUGGCCCACGACGAGGAUAAUCAGUGUAACAUCGGCGAUCGCGUGAGAUUGGACCCUUCGCGGCCGCUGAGCAAGCGGAAGAAUUGGAUUGUGGCGGAGAUCCUUAAGAAAGCCAGGAUUUACGUGCCGCCGUCGCUAAGUAAGGAUGCUUCUACUCCUGGUGAUUCAAUCAGCCAGGCCUCUUGAGAUGGUGUAAUAUUCCAAGGUAUUCACUAUUCAGUUCCUUGAGCAAUUCAAGCUUUAUAGAAUAUUACCAUGGCAUGAAGAAGACGGGUAUUUGUUUUCGUAUUUAUUGAGCUAAAUUCUAGGGAUACCUUUUCCAUGUUAGCAGGACCUUUACGGGGUUGUAUGUCUAUUAGCAGUUUCGUAUGUAAGGCUUUAAACCUGCGAGGAAUCUUUUUUUUUUUCUGCCAAGGUGGGAGUGAAAUUAACUUGGAAUAUACUGCUGUGUUUUUUCCUCUAUUGAUUUAUCCGCGUUCAAGAAAUGGUUGAUUUGAUAGUUUUCGACUUCAUGA